Gymnogyps californianus (California condor) is the source of this 3647-nucleotide messenger RNA. RefSeq names its product kinesin family member 6 (gene KIF6). The transcript is spliced from 24 exons. Bases 1 to 2220 code for a protein of 739 amino acids. The record is from RefSeq and is a predicted model, not a curated record. NCBI's taxonomy places the organism in Eukaryota, Metazoa, Chordata, Aves, Accipitriformes, Cathartidae. Gene Ontology annotation, biological process: microtubule-based movement. Gene Ontology annotation, cellular component: microtubule; kinesin complex. Gene Ontology annotation, molecular function: ATP binding; microtubule motor activity; ATP hydrolysis activity.
AUGGUGAAGGAAGCCAUCCGGGUGUACGCGCGGGUGAAGCCGCUGGGCAGGCGGCAGCAGGCGGGGAUGUAUUCAGUUGAUGACGAUGAGAAAUCUCUGUCCAGUCUGGAGAUUAUUGUGCCACGUGAUUUAGCAGAUGGGUUCGUCAAUAAUAAACGAGAGAGCUACAAGUUCAAAUUUCAGAAAAUUUUUGAUCAAGAGGCAAAACAAGAUGUGGUUUUUAACAGCAUUGCCAAACCAGUAGCAGAAUGUGUUUUGGCAGGAUAUAACGGUACUAUCUUUGCGUAUGGUCAGACGGGCAGUGGCAAAACUUUUACCAUCACAGGAGGAGCAGAACGUUACAGUGAUCGAGGCAUCAUUCCCAGGACUCUAUCUUAUAUUUUUGAUCAAUUGCAGAAGGAUAGCAGUAAAGUGUAUACAACUCAUGUUUCCUACUUAGAAAUCUACAAUGAAUGUGGUUAUGAUCUGCUGGACCCAAGACACGAGGCCUCCAGAUUGGAAGAUUUGCCAAAAGUGACAAUAAUGGAAGACCCUGAUCAGAACAUUCAUCUGAAAAACUUGUCUCUUCAGCAAGCAUCCAAUGAAGAGGAAGCCUUAAACCUACUCUUUUUGGGAGACACCAACAGAAUGAUUGCUGAGACACCAAUGAAUCAAGCCUCAACCCGAUCUCACUGCAUUUUCACUAUUCACAUCUCCAGCAAGGAACCUGGAUCUGCAACUAUCCGACACUCCAAGUUACACUUAGUAGACCUUGCUGGAUCAGAGCGUGUUGCAAAGACUGGAGUUGGAGGUCACUUGUUGACAGAAGCCAAAUAUAUCAACCUGUCGUUACAUUAUUUGGAACAGGUAAUAAUUGCCCUUGCAGAGAAAAACCGGUCCCACAUUCCUUACCGAAACUCUAUGAUGACCUCAGUGCUAAGAGACAGCCUGGGAGGAAACUGCAUGACUACCAUGAUAGCAACGCUCUCUAUAGACAAAAGAAAUAUAGACGAAUCUAUAUCAACCUGCAGAUUUGCACAGCGAGUUGCUCUUAUUAAGAAUGAAGCAAUUCUUAAUGAAGAAAUUGACCCCAGAUUGACGAUUGUCCAGCUGAAAAAGGAGAUCCAGGAGUUGAAGGAUGAGCUGGCGCUGGUGACUGGCAAGCAAAGAACAUCAGAGCUUUCACAAGAAGAACUACUUCAGUUGGAUGAGUUAAUUGAAACAUUUCUCGAAGAUAGUGAUCCUGAUAGCACUCUGGAUGUUGGUGCUGACAUGCGCAAGAUCAAGUAUUGCUUCAUUCAUGUGAAGCAACUAAUGAAUCAUUCAAAGAUUUCUGAUAAAAAACUGCUCUCACAACACGUCUCUGAAGAAAAAGACACUAACAAAGAAGCAGGAGAAGAAGAAUUGAAAAAACUGAAAGAACUCUUGCAGCAAAGAGACAAUGAAAUCAGUAUCCUUUCUGAGGUGGUAUCUUAUCUCCCACUCUUGUGGCGGGACAGGGGCCUGAGAGGAAAGUUGCCACUUGGAUGUCAGGAAGCUUUUGAAGUUUUCAAGAGGGACCAUGCUGACAGUAUAACCAUUGAGGACAACAAACAGCUUCUAAAACAGAGGUUUGCUGAAGCUAAAUGCCUUGGAGAAAAAUUAAAUGAAGUGAGAAAUAAAAUAAACCAUCUGAAAGGAGAGAUAACCCAGAGGCACAUUCAAAGGGCAGCUCUAGCUGUUUCCAGUCCUUCUGAAGAGCUAAAUACACUUGAUCCAGUAGAAGAGAAACUUCGAAUGCAAAUUGAAGAAGAAAAAAAAAGUUAUAAAGCAAUGUUCAAUCGCUUGAAAGGGCUGAAGGUAGAGAUUGAGCACCUGCAGCUUCUUAUGGAAAAAGUCAAGAUGAAGCUGCAAAAAGACUUUGAAGUCUGGUGGUCUGAAGAGGCAAUAAAUCUACAGCAGGAAAAGCCAGAGAUGGUUAGCUCACCAAAUACCGCAACUGUUUAUCCACAGUUUAUCAAAUCCUUGCAACAUCUAUCAACUAACAGUUUUUCAGAGACCACAAGAGUCAGCCCUAAUGAAGAUCCAGCUGGGAAAAACAAUUCAAUCACUUCUAGUAACCCUACUUUAAAAACAAGGACCCCACCAAGUUCAAGUACAUCUAUUCCUCUGACUGGAGACAGCCAGGCUGAUGCUGACAUCCUAGCUUUCAUUAAAGCAAGACAGAACAUCCUGCAAAAGAAAGGCUUGGGGAACAAAUGAAAUUCUUGUUGCAGUCCGCUAUUUCCUUUCAGAAACAAGUUAAAGAUCUUUAUUCUUUCCCUUCCUCUUCUGUUUAGAAACAGGUACGAAUAAGUAUUUUAGAUGUACGGGUUUAAUUGGUAAAGGUAUAGAAAUGACUUGUCUUUGACAGCAAAAUCCAUUUCUCUGGGGAAUGAUAUUCGAAUAUUUGCAUACAGUAUCUUCAGCUUGCAUUAAGAUUAAGCAAAACUAAAACAACCAAUCAGGAGUUUGCCAAAUAUGUUUGUUUAUUGAGAAUUCAUUGUAUGUUUUCUAAAUGUUAAAAUUAUCUAAUGUAUUAAUGCUCUUCUAUAUCUUCAAUCUGAGGAACACUUAUUACUACUUAUGGUAGUUUUGUUUGCAUUGAUUUGCAUAAGGCUUUAUUAAUUACAUUUAGUUGGCAUCCAGAGAUGUCUGCGCAAAAAUAGUAGUUAUCUGGGUUACAAAAUUCUAUAAAAUUUCAUUUAAGACUUUUUGCUGAUUUUUAUUUUUUUCCCCAAGGAAUAGUAGUUUUCAUAUCAGAUGAUUAGAAUACUGAGAUUGCAUUGUAAUAUGAAAAUAAAUUUUUAUUAGAAAGUAAUUCUAGAGUUCAAAAUUUCCCAACUGUUUUUUUCAUUUGAAUACAUUAAAUGUUGUGCAAAAUAUACACCUUUCCAGAAUAUACAGGUUUCAGAAGAAAAAAUGACACUUAAUGGGCGUAAAGUAAAACAGGGCAAAUACUUGUAAAACACAAAUGAGAUGUGAAAAUUUAAAUGCAGUUAUGUCUUAUAUACAAUGUAAAUUCACUAUUGACUCGGUACUACUUUAUUGCAUAAUACCUGGUUAUGCAACAACUUAUUUUACACACCAGACUAAAACAAAUCAAAAAAUGCAAUGCAAAAUACAGCCUAUUUCUCUGAGAUAUACAUACUUCCAGAUUGAAGCUAUCAUUUUUCAUGCUAGUGAUAAGCUUAUAGUCAUGCAUUUGGAAGGGUUUGGGUUGUUCACAUAAAAAUACAGCAAUAUAUUGGCAGAAGUCACAUAUCAUUCUCAAGGAUGUAUAUUUCCUUAAGUUGUUGAUACUUAAUUCUGUGGCAAAUUCGUAAUUAUUUAGAAGUACAUGGUGAAUUGGUAUGUUCAAAUCUACAGAAGAUAUGUUUAUCAAAUUAACAACUAAGAUGCAAUCAAUUAAGAAAUAUUAAAGUUAUACCUUUUUUCUGCAUUUUAAUUUUCUGUAAAAGUCAGCACAGCUACCACAUAAAUUGGUAAGCUUUAUGCAGAAUUUAGGAUGUACAAGGUGAGAUAAAAGUCAGAUCUAUUGUUGCUUUGGGAAGAGAGAGUUCAAGGAUUUGGUCAGAGGUGGGAAAAUCCACAGGUCUUCCCCCUUUUGUAUAUCUGCUUUGUUGGAGAUUACAUUAAAAUGUCCUUCU